GAAUAUUUCAUUUACUGACCGAGGGGAGAGAACAACUUUUUUCAAUCACCAUGACGGCCCCUGAGAUGGACCUCGACGAAGCCCUCGCUGGUGCAGUGCCGCCGCUUACCGGAGGAGGCAUUGAAGGAAAGACGCCCAAGGCCGUGGUGGAGUCACGAUGGACGUCAACCUCUUCAGUUGAGUCUGAGCUGGAUCACUUUUGGCACGAUUCGACUGCUUCUCUAAACCACUUUUAUACCACACAAGAUACAGUCAACACCCUUGACUCGUUCGACUUCAACGAUGAAAAUCUCUUCUUGGGACCGUUCGACUCCUGUAGCACUGGCCUAUCACACCACCAGACGCAGGACAGCACUCGACACAUGACCGAGGCAUCAGCAGCGGGCAUCGAGUCCUUUGACUUUGCCAGCACACAGAUGAGCUCGAUGGUGCCAGAAUUACAACAGUCCGCUGUACCGAUGAGCAAUGCCUUUGAUGUGUCGACAUGGUCUAUUCCUACUACCGCGGAUAGUGACUUCUCGGCACUGAAGGAUCGGCUGAGCAAUGCCAUGGUCCGAGGUGACGGUGGCCAGCUCUUCAUCCCUGAAGACUCUCUGAGGGCCAUCCUGUCCCAUCAGAACGUCACAACAGAACUCCGCAAGCACUUCCCCGCCAUGUCGACCCAGGAGCUGCGGCAGCUUGCCACGCAGGUCACGGUCAAGGACCUCCGCCGCAAAGACAGUCCACUUCAGAUCGGUCUAUUGCGGACAUUUGCCAUCCUCGUCUUGCUAGACAUACCACACAAGAUCAUCGACUUCGCCUCCGAGGGGCUGG
Messenger RNA from Cryphonectria parasitica EP155, 813 nucleotides. RefSeq lists its product as uncharacterized. NCBI's taxonomy places the organism in Eukaryota, Fungi, Ascomycota, Sordariomycetes, Diaporthales, Cryphonectriaceae. The record is from RefSeq and is a predicted model, not a curated record. The annotation marks the transcript as partial. The transcript is spliced from 3 exons.